UAAUAUGAUUGAUAUUCUCCCUCUCUAAACAGAGUCCUUUGACUUUCUCUCUCUAUCACCAGCCAGCAAAAGCCUUAAAUAUAUCCAAUUCUGGCCCCUUCUCACCACCUCUACUGCAUGCGCUGCUCAUCUCUUCCUUGUUUUCUCUCAUACUUUUUUACAUCUCCAACGUCUCUCUCUGUAUUCUCUCUAGUCAUACAACAAUAACCGAUCAACCACAACAGAUUCUCAUCGUUUUCCAUGGCAGUUGAAGCUCGGAAUAUGAAUUUUUUCCAUUCUCGGAGUUUAUUGAAUCCGAAUCAAGGGAAGAUGAAUAUGUACAAUACCCAGAUGGAUUCGGGCCUUAAUUUCAAUGGGUCGACGCCUGAUUCAGUUUUGCCUAUGUACCAGUCUCUGGAUUACAACCCUGUUUCUGGGAAAGCAUCGAUGAACAAGGCAGACAGUGGUGUCACAUACAACAUUCCUGCUCUAAGAAAACGGCCUAGAGACCCAAUCAAUGACAUCGAAGCCUUUAAUGCCUCUCAAAAGUCUAAAAACUCUUCUGGAUUUGCAUCUUUUCUUGAUCAAGAUAUCAUCUUUCAGAUCCAGCAACAACAAUUUGAGAUGGACAGAUUCAUUGCCGACCAUACAGAGACAGUACGGAUGGAACUGGAAGAGCGAAGGAAGAUGCAAUCAAGAAUGCUAAUACAAUCAAUCCGGGACAGAAUCGUGAAGAAACUGAAAGAGAAAGACGAGGAGAUGGAAAGAAUCGGAAAGGUAAAUUGGAUUCUUCAAGAGAGAGUGAAGAGUCUCUGCAUGGAGAAUCAAAUAUGGCGAGACUUGGCCCAAUCAAACGAAGCCACAGCCAAUUCACUCCGCAACAAUCUGGAACAAGUCUUGGCGCACGUUAGCGAGGACCGCAACCAGUGCGCCGGCCCCGCCACCGCGGACGACGCAGAAUCAAGCUGCGGGAGCAGCAAUGAAGGGGCAGCGGCGGAGGUGGCGGUUGCGAAGAGGAUGUGCAGAAAGUGUGGGGAGAAGGAAUCAAGUGUCCUGGUACUGCCAUGUAGGCAUUUAUGUCUUUGUACAUCAUGUGGGUCCACUCUCAUUGGCAGUUGCCCUGUCUGCGAUUCUGUCGUGAAUGCCAGCGUUCAUGUUAACAUGUCUUAAGACAUAUUUCCAUGCCCUGAAAAGGCAAAUUCAGCAGUAAAAAUGGUAACAAAAAAAAAAGACAAAUAGAAGAGAUUUUAUUCAUUUUUUUGUUUCAAUUUUGUUUAUAUUUGUACAUAUUUUAGGCAAUUAUGUGAAUUAUUUUAUUCUACUA
Messenger RNA from Tripterygium wilfordii, 1303 nucleotides. Its product is annotated as BOI-related E3 ubiquitin-protein ligase 1-like. The transcript has 3 exons. Lineage: Eukaryota; Viridiplantae; Streptophyta; Magnoliopsida; Celastrales; Celastraceae. Gene Ontology annotation, biological process: regulation of programmed cell death. The record is from RefSeq and is a predicted model, not a curated record. Gene Ontology annotation, molecular function: ubiquitin-protein transferase activity. The coding region runs from base 241 to 1149 and encodes 302 amino acids.